Messenger RNA from Lodderomyces orthopsilosis Co 90-125, 1353 nucleotides. RefSeq names its product ribose phosphate diphosphokinase subunit (gene PRS5). The transcript has a single exon. The record is from RefSeq and is a predicted model, not a curated record. Gene Ontology annotation, molecular function: ribose phosphate diphosphokinase activity; magnesium ion binding. Gene Ontology annotation, cellular component: ribose phosphate diphosphokinase complex; cytoplasm. NCBI's taxonomy places the organism in Eukaryota, Fungi, Ascomycota, Pichiomycetes, Serinales, Debaryomycetaceae. Gene Ontology annotation, biological process: 5-phosphoribose 1-diphosphate biosynthetic process; ribonucleoside monophosphate biosynthetic process; purine nucleotide biosynthetic process. The coding region runs from base 1 to 1353 and encodes 450 amino acids.
AUGAGAGAUAUUGUGGUCCUUGGAGGAUCUUCACAUCCUCUACUCACAAAAGCAAUAUGCCGCAACUUGACAAUUGAACCGGGCAAACUUGACUCACAUAAAUUCGCCAAUGGAGAAACAUCGAUCAUUGUGAAAGAUAGUGUUCGUGAAAAAGAUGUCUUUAUUGUUCAAAGUGGAUGCGGCCAUGUCAAUGAUACCUUCAUAGAAUUGCUUAUUACGAUUGCUGCUUGUAAAACUGCAAGUGCCAAGAGAGUUACGGCAGUGUUACCUUUGUUCCCAUACUCACGACAACCUGAUGUUCCCUUUAUGCCCAAUAGCACGGGGGCCCCUAGCGUUUCAACGACGAAGGAAACAUACACUUUUGAAAGUGCUCCAAGCACUCCAAAGCCAUUAUCGAAGGAUCGCAACAAAGGGUACUUUCAAACUAGUGAGGGAACCGUCAAUGCUCUGAACAAGGAGAAUUCUAGAGUGGACACAUUGAAGCAGCCACAGCAAGCGAAAUACACCCCCAAAUCAGUGAUCACUAAUUCUGCAGCGACACAUUUCUUGCCUCAGAUUGACGCUCAAGGAAAGACGGAAAGUGGAUACAAACAAUGGAUCUCACCUAAUGGAACAUUAAUUGCAAAUUUACUAACCACAGCGGGCGCAGAUAGAGUCAUUACAAUGGACUUGCACGAUCCACAAUUUCAAGGGUUUUUCAAUAUACCAGUAGAUAACUUACAUUCAAGACCAAUAAUGAAACGUUACAUCAUCGAUUAUAUACCCAAUUAUCGAGAAUGUGUGAUUGUGAGUCCAGACUCAGGUGGUGCCAAGCGUGCUACUGCAAUCGCUGAUUCUAUUGGAUGCACGUUUGCUCUUAUCCACAAGGAAAGGAGAGCCAAAUUACCCAAAGGACCACCACUGACUUCUUCAUCAAUGGGCACAAGUCUUUCCACUUCACAACAACAUACACAAAAUAACGCUCCUCAAUCUCCUUAUCAUCAAAGUACCCCCAAGAUGGUUGCUACUACCAUGUUGGUUGGUGAUGUUAAGGAUAAAGUUUGUGUUUUGAUUGAUGAUUUGGUGGAUACUUCAUAUACAAUCACAAGAGCAGCAAAGUUGCUUAAGGAUGAAGGGGCCAAAUACGUUUACGCUUUAGUCACGCACGGAAUAUUUAGCGGAGAUGCUAUCAACAGAAUUAGCAUGAGUCAAAUAGACAAGGUUGUCACUACAAACUCAGUUCCUCAGAGUGAAAACGUUGCAAUUUUAAAAGACAAAAUCGAAGUGUUGGAUGUGAGUAGAAUAUUUGCAGAGGCGAUUAGACGAAUCAAUAAUGGAGAGAGUGUGAGUAUGUUGUUUGAUUACGGUUGGUGA